Messenger RNA from Rotaria sp. Silwood1, 894 nucleotides. The record is from the annotation of a GenBank genome assembly. Lineage: Eukaryota; Metazoa; Rotifera; Eurotatoria; Philodinida; Philodinidae.
AUGGGUAGGAAUCGGUAUGAUAGUAGACGCCGUCCAGUAGUUAUUUUGGACGCUGGCUAUGUAUCAAUAGACACAAACGAUAUAUAUACAUCAUCAAAAAUAAUUGGUUUACAUGGAAAAAAAUUAAUUUGUGUUAUUUCAACAGUAUUUUUUUUGUUUUCAAUUAGUUUUAUUAAUUUAACAUGUCUUGUUUGGAUUAUGUAUAAACUUGAUUGGUCACCAUUUCAUAAAAAUGGUUCACAAAUCUUUCAAUUUGAUAAAAUAAAUCAUCAAGUCGAAUUGUAUAGUCAAGCAAUGAUUGAUGACACAAUUUAUACAACUAAAAUAGACGACUCAUUAGAUGUUGAUUUAUUAUCUGAAAAUCAGAUUGAUAUUUAUGGUGAUCAUAAUUCGAUUUUAUUUGAUGAUAAUCUAAUAUCAAUGAAUACGGAAUGUUUUCAUAUGAAUCAUGAAUCAUUUGUAGAUUUUUAUAAACUUGAAUCAUUUAAAUUUGAUGAGAACAGUAGAACCAAAAUACAUCUUGAUCAUAUCAAUUCAAAACAAAUUCAUAGUAAAUAUCUUAAUAUCACUACAAAUAAUUAUUUAACGACUACCAAUGUGAAUCAAGUUCUUUUCUCUGGUCAAAAUUUAACCAUAGAAGCAAAUAGAAAUAAUCGUCGAUCGAUAUUACGUUUUGGUAAUUAUCCACGAAGAAAAAAAUCGUUUACUCGUCAACAAAAAACAUCAUAUGGAAAUAUAGAUUUUAAAAUUGAUUCUAUAUUUCUUGAUUUACCACAAUUACCCUUAGUAGAAAAUACAUAUCGCAGUGAAUCAAGUAUCUAUCGUAUAUGUAUUUGUAAUACAACAUUUUUAAUUCUAUGGAGUUUUGCUCAUCAACCAUGUCCUCUUUGUUAA